GAUUGUACUGGGAAAAGGAGCGUCGGGCGUUGAACGCCGUUGAGACAAGAGACUCGCCACUGUAGCUGCCGGGGGCUGGGGCGCGGGGUGUCGAGUGAUUCCCAAGUUCCCGGUCCGUCCUUGUCCUGCGACGCCGGCUAUUUUGUGCGCGCGCUGCUGCCGAUGGACACUCUUGGAACUCUUGAGAUCGGUGUCCUGUGAACCAUCAUGGAGGGAAAGAUCGUUCAUUUGCAUUGAGUCCAGAACGACAAUAUGGUGGACGACAAGCCAGCCAAGGGGAAAGCCGGGAAGGCAAGCACGAAGGAUUCAGUGCUGAAGCAAAAGUCACCCGCCGAGUUUUUCUCCGAGAAUAAGAAUAUAGCUGGCUUUGACAAUCCAGGUAAGAGUUUAUAUACGACCGUUCGAGAGCUUGUGGAAAAUGCUCUCGAUUCAGCGGAAAGCAUAGCUGAGCUUCCUGCAAUCGAAGUGACAAUUGAGGAGUACACAAAAGCCAAGGCCGAUGAAGUCUUUGGUAUAAAGACGUUGGAGCGCAAGGACGAAAAACUCUACGAUGACUACGAGACUGAAAAAGCACGGGAGAAACGUCUGGCUAAAGAGGCUAAAGAUCAAGAGAAGCAGGCAAAGGCCCUUGCCGCGGGCAAGAAAGUCAAUCCUUCGGAUGCAAAAUUGGUCAAAGGACGUGAUACUCCAGUCUUCAAAGUGACAUGCAAGGACAAUGGAAAGGGCAUGCCACAUGAUGACAUUCCAAACAUGCUUGGUCGAGUUCUGUCCGGGACGAAGUACGGAUUGAAACAGACUCGAGGAAAGUUUGGACUCGGUGCGAAGAUGGCCUUAAUCUGGGCCAAAAUGAGUACCGGGCAGCCUAUUGACAUUUGGAGUUCCACAGAGGGUCAGAGUUUUACUACGUACUGCCGUCUGGACAUCGACAUACAUAAGAACGUCCCACAUGUGCAUGUUCAUGAGAAGAGGCCAAACACCGAAAAGUGGCGGGGAGCUGAGCUUCAAGUCACCAUUGCGGGCAACUGGAGCACUUAUCGUUCAAAAAUAAUCAACUACAUGCGGCAAAUGGCAGUCAUUACACCGUACGCUCAGUUUAUUUUCCGAUAUAUUGGACCUACAGCAGACAAAAAUGUCACAAUCCGAUUUGCUCGGAGAACAGAUGUUAUGCCUGCAGCCCCUCAAGAGACGAGGUUUCACCCGUCGGCAGUAGAUUUAUUAUUGAUCAAACGGUUGAUUGCGGAGACAACGAAAACGCAGUUCAUUCAAUUUCUCCAACAGGAGUUUGUGGGCAUAAAUAAGCCUCUCGCUCAAAGACUGAUUGAGGAGUUAGGUCCAGAGUUCAAUCAGAAAAUGUCUGUAAAAUCCCUUACAGGUCAACAGAUUUUAUGUCUCCAUCAGCUGUUCCGCCAAGCAAAGUUUGAUGACCCUGAUGGUGAUUGUCUAAGUCCUGCAGGAGAGUACAAUCUCCGUCUUGGUAUCAUGAAAGAACUACAUCCGGACAUGGUUGCGACAUAUCAGGGAAGUCCCCAAGUUUUCGAGGGCCACCCAUUUAUUGUUGAGGCUGGAGUGAGCUUGGGUGGAAAAGAUGUGAAGCCGGGUGUGAAUGUUUUCCGAUUUGCAAAUCGGAUUCCGCUGCUUUUUGAACAGGGAGGUGAUGUCGUAACUCGGACUGCCAUGAAGAGGAUAAAUUGGAACAGUUACAAAAUUAACCAAGCACAAGACAAGAUCGGGGUCUUUGUGAGCAUUGUCAGCACCAAAAUACCCUUCAAGGGUACCGGAAAGGAGUACAUCGGUGAUGAUGUUACUGAGAUGGCUACAGCAGUGAAGUCAGCCUUACAGCAAUGCUGUAUACAGCUUAAGGGAAAGAUUGUGCGACAACAACAAGCUCGGGAUCGUCAAUUGCGUAAACGAAGUCUUGCAAAGUACAUCCCAGAUGUUUCGCGAGCAAUCUAUGACGUCCUAUCAAUCAUAGCAGAGGGUCAGAAAGCUAAGAGAGCACGUUACGGAGAUACUUAUGUAGAUAUGCUAAAUAAAGUGGCCCUUCAAGCGAUCACCGAGGCAACUGUCAAACAGAAACUAACGCAGCAUGUGGAGCAGGUUGAUGCAGAGAUGGCACUUGAGUACGCUAUACAAACUGGAAUGGUUGACACAGCUCGAGAGACCGUCUACCUUAGGACAUCCGACAGGAACAGACCUUGUGCGAUUGAGCUCCAUAGUCCUGUCUGUGUUAUAAAACUCUUCUCUGGGUUUUGAUCUACGGAAUGGGGUUAGGGUGGUUAGUCAGUAUAUAGGCGAGGAAACAUGCUGAACAAUGUCACUCCCGAGGAGCUACAGUAGAUCAGAGCACAGUUACCACAAUCACCAUGUAACCGGGCUUUCCUAUUGAAAGCAUAAACCGACUCAAUUUUGACAUCUGGAAUAGUUACUGUAGUAAUGACGCACCCUCUUAACGCAUACUUGCACAUACAGGUAAGUAUUAGGACUUUGUAACAUAGUUUAACACUUAUUAUUAUAAAAGACACUGAAGAUUAUUUUACAGCUUCCAGUUUUGUGAGUUUAAUUAUGUCACGGUGGACU
This is a messenger RNA of Marchantia polymorpha subsp. ruderalis, 2577 nucleotides long. The record is from the annotation of a GenBank genome assembly. NCBI's taxonomy places the organism in Eukaryota, Viridiplantae, Streptophyta, Marchantiopsida, Marchantiales, Marchantiaceae.